Messenger RNA from Paramecium pentaurelia, 1726 nucleotides. NCBI's taxonomy places the organism in Eukaryota, Ciliophora, Oligohymenophorea, Peniculida, Parameciidae. The record is from the annotation of a GenBank genome assembly.
AUGAUCAGAAAACUAAUUAUAUGGUUUAAAAACCUCAGAAUGAGUAACUAGAUAAUAAUACUUAACUUUAUUAUUAUCUUAUUUGCUGUCUUUGCAACAAUAGCAACAGCAUAUAUAUAAUAAGCAAUAUUUUUUACGUACAUUUAGGAAUUUGAAUAAACAUUAUCAUUAAAAUAGGAAAGAAACAUUAUAAAUAACAUCUCUAGAAAACUACGUAUUUACAUUCAGUAGAAAAAUUACUAAAGUAAAGAUUAACCCAAUAAUUUAUAGCAAUUUUAAAUUUAUGGCAUUCUCAAUAGAUGGUUUAUUAAUUUAUUCAAUUCUAAUCAGAUUACUAGAUCAAUAUUAAUUAAUUUUAAGAUUGUAUUGAAGAGGAGGAAAUUAGAGAUGAUAAUAUUAUUUAUAAUUCAGACAUUUUUUGUUAAGGAUUAUACACAAAAUAAUAUGAUGACCAAGCAAUUUUAUUAAACAAAACGAUUUCAUUACUUAUUCCUUUCUCAUAAUUAUUUAUAGGGAAUGAAUAAAAUAAAAUAUCAUUUAUUGAUGUACCGUAUAACUAAAUAUUCGCACAAUUUCCAAGAAUGUUCAAAUAUAAAAAUUUCACUCCUAGUACUAGACCUUGGUAUACUUCAAUUAUAUUUAAGGUAUAAGAACCAUUUAGCUCAAUAUUAAAUUUAACCCAAUUAAGAAUAUUUUUACUCUCCAAUAUAUAUUUCAGUUAGAAAUUUCAUGCCAUAUUUUGCUUUAACAUAUUCCUUGAUUAUUAAUUAAACUUUAUUUGGAAUUACAGCCUAAUUAUAAGAAGUUUAUGAUAAGAACAUUCAAAGUAUACCUUUAAAUAUUUUUUUGGUCAAUUCCAAUGGAGAUGUAAUAUUGACUACUAUGCCAACAAUUUCAUAAAUUAAUUUAAUUUUUACAAUAACUAAUUAAACCUAUACAGGAUUUAAUUAAACAGAUUGGGAGUUAAUAAAAGUGAAUUCUAAAAUGAAAAUUUCAUAAGAAACUGCUUUCUAUCUUGAAAAUAAAAUUUAUAAUAGAACUGUUUUUGUGAAUGCAUUCAACUUUGAAAAGGAAAAUCUAACUUUAAUUGUGUAAUAUGAUAAAAAUAUUUUUAAGUUUCAAAAAUGUGACUUAUGAAAUAGAAAUUAAUUAAAAAAUAGAAGAUUAAGUUGAUAAAAUGAAGAUGAAAAUGAUCUAAGAUUUAUAAAUUUAUUUAGGAAUUUGUAUAUUAUUAGUAAUGUUAACAACUAGUUUAAUAAGAUGUAUAUCAGCACCUUUAUUAAAUUUGAUUAAAGUGAUUAAUAUUCAUGUAAGAAAAAUAGGAAACAAUUUAAAUUCAGAAUUAUUUAAAAUGAGUUUUAAAAGUAAUAAGCAUACAGAUGUCUUUUCAUCACUUACAUAUUCAUUCUUAGGGUUAAAAGAUUUAUAGACUAAAAGAUCAGAAAGAAAAAACUAAAUUUGUCAAUAAAUUGAAGAUAUAAAAUACAAUUUUAAAUAUCAAGAAUUAGAUUAUUCUCAAAUUAAAGAAUCAAUCUUACUUCUCCCUAGUUAAGAUGUAUAAGAUUUUGGUUAAAAUAAUCUAUUAUUGAAACCUUUACUUUUAAGAAGCUUUUCAUAGAAAAAAAUGUGGGUUAGUACUGAUGAUCAAACAUAAUAUAGAUUAAUCCUCAUAAAAUAGAUAUUUUAGCAACUCUUUUAAAAUAAUAGCCUACUUAGGAAUAAUUGA